AUGGCCAUUCUACCCCGCUCGUCUUACUACGACAAGCAUUACCGCCCAGCAGCUUCCUUAAUUCGUGCUCGCCAACCCUACCUGAUCCGCAACAUGGUCACUGGUCUUGCUCUUUGCGCUUUCACUAUUGGUGUUUACUCGUGGACAAUCAACGCUGUAGCUCAAGACGACUUCUCCGACGUACCAAUUCCGGACGCCCCAGCACAGUCGCCACAUUCACCGCAUACUGGGCUUGAGAAAUCCGUCAGUGCCGCUGCAUUGGACGAGCAGAAAGAGAAGAGGUUGAAGUCAUGA
Letharia columbiana is the source of this 294-nucleotide messenger RNA. RefSeq lists its product as uncharacterized. Bases 1 to 294 code for a protein of 97 amino acids. NCBI's taxonomy places the organism in Eukaryota, Fungi, Ascomycota, Lecanoromycetes, Lecanorales, Parmeliaceae. The transcript is spliced from 3 exons. Gene Ontology annotation, biological process: mitochondrial respiratory chain complex IV assembly. Gene Ontology annotation, cellular component: mitochondrial inner membrane. The record is from RefSeq and is a predicted model, not a curated record.